Molecule: messenger RNA, 1065 nt
Organism: Aspergillus clavatus NRRL 1
Lineage: Eukaryota; Fungi; Ascomycota; Eurotiomycetes; Eurotiales; Aspergillaceae
Product: 90S preribosome/SSU processome component KRR1
Exons: 3
Coding region: 1-1065 (354 amino acids)
Cellular component (GO): small-subunit processome; nucleolus
Molecular function (GO): RNA binding
Source: RefSeq, a predicted model, not a curated record
AUGCCUUCCACCUACAAGAGAGACAAGCCGUGGGAUACGGAGGAUAUUGACAAAUGGAAGAUCGACCCAUUCAAGCCCGAUGACAAUGUUGCCGGAAGUUUUGCAGAAGAGUCGUCCUUUGCGACUCUGUUCCCCAAGUAUCGCGAGCAAUACUUGAAAGAGGCCUGGCCUGUUGUCACGAGAGCGCUGGAGAAACAUGGGAUUGCCUGUACGCUCGAUUUGGUUGAGGGUAGUAUGACGGUGAAAACCACUCGCAAGACCUAUGAUCCAGCAGCCAUCCUCAAGGGGCGCGAUCUGAUCAAGCUGCUAUCGAGAAGUGUGCCUGUGCAGCAGGCUCUGAAAAUCCUCGACGACGAGGUCGCAUGCGACAUCAUCAAGAUCCGCAGUCAGGUUCGCAACAAGGAACGAUUCGUGAAGCGUCGCCAACGACUUCUCGGCCCCUCCGGCUCUACCUUGAAGGCCCUCGAACUCCUUACCAGCACUUACAUCCUCGUUCAGGGUAACACUGUGGCGGCGAUGGGUCCCUACAAAGGCCUAAAGGAGGUGCGCCGAGUCAUCAACGACUGCAUGGCCAACAUCCAUCCGAUCUACCACAUCAAGGAGCUCAUGAUCAAGCGCGAACUCGCCAAGGAUCCCACUCUGGCCAACGAGUCUUGGGACCGGUUCCUACCCAACUUCAAGAAGCGCACGCUGUCGAAGCGCCGCACGCCGUUCAAGGUCACCGACAAGUCGAAGAAGGCGUACACUCCAUUCCCGCCGGCGCCGGAGAAGAGCAAGGUGGAUCUGCAGAUCGAGUCCGGCGAGUACUUCCUCUCCAAGGAGGCCAAGGAACGGGCGCAGAAGGAAGAGGUCAUGGAGCGGCAGCGGGUCAAGCGCGAGGAGAAGAUGCAGGAGCGGGCCAAGGCGUUUGUUCCUCCCGAGGAGCUGCAGGCCGAGAAGGAGAGGAAAGAAAAGAAAGAGAAGAAGAAGCGGAAGCGCGAGGCCGAGGCCGAGGCCGACGUCGAGGGUUCCGAGAAGAAAGAAAAGAGAAAGAAGAAGAAGAGCAAAUCGAAGGACGAUGCAUGA